AUGCACCGCGCAGCCUUCUGCAUGUCGGCCAGCUUUGGCGCCAGGCCCCUCCUUCGAGGGGCCGGCAUGAGCCGCCCUCUACUUGCUGGACGUGCCGCAGUGCUGUCCUGUCAACGGACUCUCACCACCACUUCUGCACGUCGCGCAGAGCAGCACCAGGGCUCUGAGCACAGCUCCGAACACCGAGGAUGGAACACACGAUCCGUCCUUGCUCUCGCCGCUGCGGCGGGCACCAUCGGUUGGGCGCUAGCGAGUACUCGCCAAGAGGGAUCUUGGGGUACGUCGCUCUUGACCUCGGGUCGUGGCCCGACGCUGCUGGAUGGCAAGCCAGGCCGCCAACCGCAGUAUGCGAGCAUGUCUCAGAUGGAACGUGCAUUAAAGGAAAUCGAGAACUCGCUGGGCCAGGAGGACAUCAUCUCAACCGAUCCCGAGGAUCUCCAUGCUCACGGAUAUUCAGAGUGGUCAUCAACCAAUCCUGAAGGACUCCCUGUCGCCGUCGCUUACCCUCGGUCGACGGAGCAGGUUUCGGCCAUUGCGCGCAUCUGUAACAAGUACCGCAUCCCCAUCAUCCCUUACUCAGGCGGCUCCAGCCUAGAGGGUAACUUUUCUGCUCCCUUUGGCGGUAUAAGCGUUGAUUUUGCCUACAUGGACAAGAUUAUCAAAUUCAACAAGGAGGACAUGGAUAUUGUCGUUCAGCCCAGCAUCGGCUGGCAGGAUCUCAAUGAGCAGCUUGCCAAGCAGAGCAGCGGGCUCUUCUUCCCCAUCGAUCCUGGCCCGAGCGCCAAGAUUGGCGGCAUGAUUGGGACCAACUGCUCUGGAACGAACGCCGUCAAGUACGGCACCAUGAAGGACUGGGUGAUCAACCUGACGGUCGUCCUAGCCGACGGCACGGUCAUCAAGACGAGGAGACGGCCAAGGAAAUCAUCCGCAGGCUACAACCUCAACGGCCUCUUUGUCGGGUCCGAAGGCACGCUGGCAACUCUCAAACUCGCCGUUAUCCCGCAAGACUUCUCGGUCGCCGUCGUCACGUUCCCCACCAUCCGCGACGCCGCUUCAGCCGCCGCCGAGGUGAUGCAGAACGGCAUUCCUGUCGCCGCCAUGGAGAUCAUGGACGAGGUGCAGAUGAAGGUCGUCAACAUGGGUGGCGCCACGGCGCCACGCGUCUGGAAGGAACUGCCGACGCUGUUCUUCAAGUUCUCGGGCACCAAGGCGGGCGUCAAGGAGAACAUUGGGCUCGUCCAGAGGAUCACGCGCGCGCAUUCUGGCGGCCACUUUGAGUUUGCAAAGGAUGAGCGCGAGCAGAAGCUCCUGUGGUCAGCGCGUAAAGAGUCGCUCUGGUCGAUGCUUGCGCUGCGCCGGAACGGCGAGGAAGUUUGGAGUACUGAUGUGGCCGUCCCGUUUAGCCGCCUCGGCGAGCUCAUCGAGGUGAGCAAGAAGGAAAUGGACGACCUGGGCCUCUUCGCUAGCAUCCUCGGUCACAUUGGCGACGGUAACUUCCACGAGAGCAUCAUCUACAAUGCACAGAAUCCCGACGAGCGCAAAAAGGUCGAAAAGUGCGUCAAGAACAUGGUGCAGCGGGCCCUCGACAUGGAGGGCACAUGUACGGGCGAGCACGGUAUCGGCUGGGGCAAGAAGGAGUCGCUGCUGCUGGAGGCGGGCAAAGACACGCUCGGUGUGAUGAAGGCGAUCAAGUGGGCACUGGACCCCCUGUGGAUCAUGAAUCCAGGAAAGAUUAUGGAUCUCCCUUGA
Molecule: messenger RNA, 1749 nt
Organism: Verticillium nonalfalfae
Lineage: Eukaryota; Fungi; Ascomycota; Sordariomycetes; Glomerellales; Plectosphaerellaceae
Exons: 5
Coding region: 1-1749 (582 amino acids)
Biological process (GO): lactate catabolic process
Cellular component (GO): mitochondrion
Molecular function (GO): D-lactate dehydrogenase (cytochrome) activity; FAD binding; D-lactate dehydrogenase (NAD+) activity
Source: RefSeq, a predicted model, not a curated record